Messenger RNA from Mercenaria mercenaria, 764 nucleotides. Its product is annotated as interferon-induced protein 44-like. The transcript is spliced from 4 exons. The record is from RefSeq and is a predicted model, not a curated record. NCBI's taxonomy places the organism in Eukaryota, Metazoa, Mollusca, Bivalvia, Venerida, Veneridae. Bases 16 to 549 code for a protein of 177 amino acids.
ACUUGGGUUGAUCACAUGGCUGGAAUAUUCAUUCCAUUCAUUGUGUUAGACAUGGGAGGUAGUGAAUCAAAACCAGAGGUCGUAUAUCAAGAGCGUGUUGUAUACAGACAACCAAGUCCUCCAAAAACCCCACCGCUGGUCAAUCCAUGGCGAGAUAUGAGAGGCGACUGGACGCAGACAUUCAGUGAAAAAAUCUUGGGCGAGAUACAGAAAAAUGAAACAGGCAGUAAAGACGUUAAGAACCCAGGUCUGUUGCUUCUAGGACCAAUCAAGGCAGGAAAGUCAACAUUUGUCAACUCAAUUUGUAGCAUUGGCAAGGGAAGGCUUGUUAACAAAGCGUACACCGGGGCUGCAGCGAAAAGUUUCACUACUUCAUUUAAAAGGUUUAGAGGAACAGGUUUUCUUCGGAACUUUCGUCUUUGCGACACCAUGGGGGUAGAAGAUGGCGAAAACGAAGGUUUUCAUGUUAGUGACGUAGUGAACCUAAUUGAAGGGCACGUCAAGGAUACUUACCAAGUAUGUUUAUUACAUCAAAUAAAACAUAUAUGACUUAUAUUUAUAGCCAGGAUGAGAAAACAUGUCAUCUUUGUCAUUAUAUUAAUAUUUAGGGCCACUUUACAAGAAAAAACGAUCGCCAUAUGCAAAAAUUGAUAUAUCUUUGGCUGGAAAAUAUUCAUGUUUUCUGUUUUGAUAUAUCAACGCACCCUCUUUGAAAUACAACGCCAUGGAAAAUGUUUCAGGUGUUGACAAAUAAAACCUGAUAU